This is a messenger RNA of Malaya genurostris, 2954 nucleotides long. RefSeq names its product protein ovarian tumor locus-like. The transcript has 12 exons. The record is from RefSeq and is a predicted model, not a curated record. NCBI's taxonomy places the organism in Eukaryota, Metazoa, Arthropoda, Insecta, Diptera, Culicidae. The coding region runs from base 88 to 2700 and encodes 870 amino acids. Gene Ontology annotation, biological process: protein deubiquitination. Gene Ontology annotation, molecular function: cysteine-type deubiquitinase activity.
UUGAUGCAGUUCAUUACCUUAAUUUGUAGUAAAUAUUGAGAUUUUUUAAUUGCAAGCAGAAGGGUUAAGUUUUUUUGUAGAAGAUAAAUGGAGGUUGGAACUCGUCCUUUUUCCGCUGGGAGUAGACAAGCUCCAGAUCCAUAUGAUCAGUUUCUUGAGCAAGAGGGGUUUUAUCGGAAACACACGGCAAGGGAUUCGACAUGUUUGUUCCGGGUGGUGUCAGAGCAAAUGUUCGAUAUUCAAUUAUACCACGAAAAAGUCAGAUCUGAUUGUAUAAACUUCAUGCGGAAAAAUCGUCAACUUUUUGAGCAGAAAAUCAAUGGUAAUUUUGAAGAAUAUUUGGAAGGAAUGAGCAAACAUCGUUCUUUUGGAUCAUUUCUGGAAUUGAAUGCCUUAGCACAUGCUUAUCAGAGAAAUGUUCUACUUUUUGAACCAUACAAUUGUGGAACAUGGUUUGUAAAGUGCGAAUCCUAUGAAACAAAAGAUUCUUUGAAAGUAUUCUUCUCACCAGACAAGCAUUUUGAUUCAAUUUUUUCAACCAAUUUUAUCGAGCAAGCUGCUUAUUGUCAAGCGGUUGUGUAUGGAAUUUUAUAUAUCAACGUAUUCAAACUACCGGAUGUGAUGUACUCUGUUGAACGGAUGUUGCAUGAUUCUGAUGGAAGAACAUUGAAAGUAGCUGAACGUGAAGAAAAAAAUUGUGAUAAUGAAAGUAUCGUUGUAUUGGACGGACGGCAGUUCUUAUUAAGCACAGCAGCUGAAACAGAAUGCGUAUUGGAUAAUUAUCGUUUGUGCCAUUUUCAUAACAAAGAAAAUUUUGCCGCAAUUGUAGACAUAUACCGAAAUAAAAAGAUUUGUAAUGAAUCCAAGGAUAUUCGCAGCAUUAAAAUUCAUCGUGGAAAAGGAUCUUUAAUCAAGGAAUUUACAUUAGUUAAUCCAAUGCUUUGUGAUAGAAAUAUGUCCUGUGUUCGACAGUUAUUACAAGAAGGAAUCACUCCAUUCCCCUACAAAGUAGCGAAAGCUUUAGAUCCCAGCAUUUACCGAAAUAUAGAAUUUGAUUCCUGGAGCGACACAAGAAGAGAGCUGAAAUACCAAAAUUGGUACUGUGGAGGAAACAACUUGCAGGUUGGUGUGAAAUGCAUGGUACGUCUCAACGAAUCGGAUGAUCAUCUUUUGAAUUGUUACAUUCAGGAUAUGAAACCUAACAAAGGGCCAUGCAUGGUGUACGUUGAGGAGAUCGCUGAAAUACGAACUGUUCCUCAUGAAAGAUUACAACCUUUAUCGCCAGAUCAAUGUCGUCGUUGGGAUUUACCGCAUCAACAACCCAAAUCUUCUAAUUUCCAGCAUGCGAAUAUUUACUCGAAAUUACAUAAAAAAAGAAAUCAUUCUAAGAUCUCUGACGUACAGAAAAUGAGUGAUGGAAAUCGCUAUUCGUCUGAACAAUUGUUUUGCUAUACGUUCAAUAAUGUUGCCACUAUAGAUGGAUCUCAUUCUACUCCGGUUGAAUUGGUGGUAAUGCCUUGUAUUGCUGAUGCUAACAAAAACAGGAAAGUAGAAAUGGAAUCAGCUCAAGUUAAUAAAAACGAUUUACAUUUGAAUAACAUUGAUACCGAAACUACCGAUUAUUCUUCUGUAUUCUAUGAUGUGAGCUGUACAUCAAGUAUCCCGUGUAACAGUCAAUCUAUGUGUUACUCAUAUUCAGAAUCAUUUCCAUGUGAUCCUGCUAUUUCACCAACAUUUUAUGCAGAGCAGUUGUCUAUGCGACCUUGCACAUUCACAGGUCCAGGACUUUUUCCAUACCCCAUUCAUGUACAAAAUUCAUCACUGAGACCAACAGGACCUACGCAAUUCAAUGCCAUGCCAGUCAGCAAAACUUUUGUUACCUUACCAAUGUUUCAAGCAACUCGAAGUGUUGUCCAUGAUGGAAGCGAUUUGCCAUUUUACGACUUAGUUACACUACGCUAUUUUUAUAAUAUGGGCGUUGAUCAUUUCCGUCACAAUCAGUUCUAUAUGAACUCAUGUGCUGUACGAGAUACUGAUACGAAAAAUAUUAAUACAUCCAUUGAAGAACCUUAUCAUAGUCGACAAACAAGAAGUGAUUUUGAGAACACUAAUAGUUUUCGUUCAACCGACGAUUCCAACGAAUGCAAUUAUCAGCAGAAAAAAAUCACUACUUUAUCUUCGAAAAUGGACAAUACUCAAGCAGGACGAAAAUUCUCAAGCCUCACGAAGAACACAAAAAGCAAGUUUGAUCUGAAAAUCGAUAAGUGUAAAGAAAAUCAUUUUGGAAAAGAUUUAUUAUCAAAUACGCCAACGAAUAUUGACCCGCAAAUGGAACAUGCAAAUUAUUACAUGCAGAAUAUUCCAUAUAGCUUACCUAUAUGCCCAUCACCUCAAGCAAGCACACCAUACUUUACCACCGAUGUGACCGGCUUUGGAUCGUAUGUUCACUCAUCAAAUACGUCCUACUUACCUGCACCAAUAAUAGUACAACCAUACGGGACACUAAUGGCUCAAUCUUGUCCUGUACAGUCUUCGGAUAUCUUGGUUAUUCACGACAAAGCGCCAUUGGACAAUACUCAUGGAUCCUCGAAUUCAUACAUAGGAAACAGUUACCCAACAACUUUGUAUCCUGCACCCUUUGCUGCAUCGGGAACCUUCAUGGCCUAUAUACAACAUCCAUCAAACAAUACGGUAGUUUAAAAUGUUGAUAUCAGUAACGAGACCGUUCCAGUCAACUUCUCGCUAUGAAGGAUGAACAUCAAUGAAGUUAAUGAAACAGUAAAAUAACGAAAUGCAGAUUCUUUCAUACGAUUUUUAAUCCAUUCUACUUGAAUUGAUAUUGUUGAAAACUAUUAUUCCUAUCAUCCACACUGUUAGUUAUGCUAUAGUUAGCAUAAAUCAAAAUAUUAUAAAAUAAACAUAAUAUUUGAUUAAUAAAAGCUUCAUCAAAUUUA